AUGAUCUCCAACACUGCUCUGCCCCUGCUCCUCGCAGCCCUCGCCAGCAGCGCCGCCGCCGCCGCCACCACCACCUCCUCCGUCCUCUCCUUCCCCUUCGUCGGCGAUGGCUUCUACACCGUAAUCCCCAGCACCGGCGUCAGCGGCUCCAUCGUCGGCGUCGACAAGGACGCGCGCACGACGCUGGUGUACGAGUGCGACGCGUUCGCCACCGACGUCGACGACUUCUCGACCGUCGGCGCGUUGUGCCCGUUCGCGACCGACGCCGCAGCGCAGACGGUGACGUUUGGCGAGAAUUACUGGGGCCAGCGGACGACGGGCGCGAGCGACGGCAUCACCGCCGCCGUCGACAUGGAUUGCGCCAUUACCGUGGCGACGGGGGCGUCGCCCGCGAGCGCGGUUGAGAGCCCCGUGUGCACCAUGAGUUUUGGGGGGGACUAUGCGGAUGAGUUGGCGGCGAUUGUGAAUUGUGCGGGGGGUGUUGGCGAGGAUGCGGAUGAUAUUGACACCCAAUCCGCCCUCGACUGCCUCCUCUCCCCCACCGCCGCCGCCACCGACGUCGCCGUCGUGAGCUUCCCGCCCACCAACGUCUUCUACUGGACCGUCACCGUCACCGCCGUCGCCGACGCCGUGCUGGCUACGUCGACGUCUGCCUCUCAGGGCGGUUCCGCCAGCAGCGCUACCGCCGCCGCCUCUACUGCCCGCAGUUCGACUUCGGCGUCUGGUGCCACCACCGGCAGUGCUGCCUCCGCCAGCGCGACGGGCGAUGCUGGGAACGGUGCUGCUGGUGGUGCUGGUGCUGGUGCUGGUGUUGGAUGCGUUGCGGUUGCUGGUGUUGUUGGGCUGGCGGGGGUUGUGCUUGCUUUGUAG
Diplodia corticola is the source of this 870-nucleotide messenger RNA. RefSeq lists its product as uncharacterized. The record is from RefSeq and is a predicted model, not a curated record. Lineage: Eukaryota; Fungi; Ascomycota; Dothideomycetes; Botryosphaeriales; Botryosphaeriaceae. The transcript has 3 exons. The coding region runs from base 1 to 870 and encodes 289 amino acids.